UCGAGCGGCGGUGUCGGUGUCGGCGGCGGGCGCGUUGCGAUGGCGGGGUGGGCGCUGCGGGGCUUGGCGCUGGCGCUGCUGGCGGCGCUGCCCGCGGCCGUGCUGGGCGACACGCCGGCCAACUGCUCCUUCGCCGACCUGCUGGGCGCCUGGGAGCUGCGCGUCUGGCGGGCCGGCGGCCGCCACGGCAACUGCUCGCAGGCGGRGCCUGUGGAGAAAAAGGUGGUUGUAAAUCUUCAGAAGUUAGAUGUGGCUCAGGAUAGUCUGGGCAACUAUGGUUUCUUCACUCUGAUUUACAAUCAAGGCUUUGAAAUUGKGAUAAAUGACUACAAGUGGUUUGCAUUUUUUAAGUACAAAAAGGAAGGCCAGAAUGUAACCAGCUACUGUAAUGAGACUCUACCAGGAUGGGUGCAUGAUGUACUUGGCCACAACUGGGCUUGUUUCACAGGACACAAGAUUUCUUCAUCUCCCUCAGAUGUUCAUAUCAACGAGCUACCUCUCCAGAAGCCCAGGGGAAGUCUUUCCCACAGACGUUAUGUGCACAACUUYGACUUUGUAAAUGCUAUCAAUGCUCACCAGAAGUCAUGGAGAGCAACAAGAUACAAGGAGUAUGAGAAUUUCGCCCUGGAAGAACUGACUAAAAGAGCUGGGGGUCUCUAUUCCAGAGCUUCAAGACCAAAGCCAGCACCUCUAACAGCUGAGUUACUCAAGAAAGUUUCAAGCUUGCCGGAAUCCUGGGACUGGAGAAAUGUGAAUGGUGUCAAUUAUGUCAGCCCUGUUCGGAAUCAAGGCUCAUGUGGCAGCUGUUAYGCAUUUUCGUCCAUGGGCAUGCUGGAAGCAAGGAUACGUAUCCUCACCAACAACACUCAGAAACCAGUCUUUAGUCCUCAGCAGGUUGUGUCUUGCAGCCAGUAUUCUCAGGGUUGUGAUGGUGGCUUCCCAUAUCUCAUUGGUGGAAAGUAUGUCCAAGAUUUCGGUGUGGUGGAGGAGGACUGCUUCCCUUACACAGCCCAAGACUCUCCGUGCCUUUUCAAGCGCAGCUGUUACCACUACUACACUUCUGAGUACCGCUAUGUUGGUGGUUUCUAUGGAGGCUGCAAUGAAGCCCUGAUGAAACUUGAGCUUGUUCAGCAUGGCCCUAUGGCUGUUGCCUUUGAGGUUUAUAAUGAUUUCAUGCUUUAUAAAGARGGGAUCUACCAUCACACUGGACUGCAGGAUGGUUUAAAUCCUUUUGAAUUGACCAAUCAUGCUGUCUUACUUGUGGGCUAUGGUACAGACCCAGAAAGUGGUGAGAAAUUCUGGAUUGUGAAGAACAGCUGGGGCACCUCGUGGGGAGAAGAUGGUUACUUCAGAAUCCGCCGUGGCACUGAUGAAUGUGCAAUUGAAAGCAUUGCAGUCGCUGCAACUCCUAUUCCAAAGUUAUAAUGUGGAGGUCUUCAUCCAGUGCCUUGUCCUGAGCCAAAAGAACAUAAUCAUUCUUGAAGACUCUGGUUGAAAUCUGUCCUCUAGCUUGAACAAGACAGCUUUAAGGAAUUUUUCCAGAAUAGAACAGUUUCCAUUUGUGAGAGGAUGAACACUGAUAGCUCUGCUCUGUGCACUGGAAGCUUCCUCUCGAGUCUGAUGGUAGAUGACCCAGAAUGGCUGUUUUUGUAACAGUGGUGAUUGGUUACUCAUCAUUGAAUACACAUCUUCAGUUACCAAUUGCAUUUUUUUUUCCAUGGGCAAUCUUGACCUUCAGAUCUCAAGGGAAGUGUCUGCUAUGAUAAUCUGUAACUGCUUUGAAGGGACACUGUAGUGCCUUACUUCUCAGAAAUCAGGAAGUCACUGCAAUUUGGAAUAAAUGUGUAUUUGUGAGGAAAUGAGUGAUUACACUGAUUAAAAUGAAAUUCUAAAGCUCUAAGWGUCCUGCAAAAAUUGCAUGUCAAACCCUUACGACAAAAAAAAAAUAAAUUCUAAGUUUCAGGCUGUUACUAAAUGUUCCAGGUCUGGGUUUURUUGCUGUGCUUCAUAAUUGACCAUUUCAGAGUUCAAUAAAAACACCCCACUCCUAUAGUAA
Malurus melanocephalus (red-backed fairy wren) is the source of this 2056-nucleotide messenger RNA. It is a transcript of the gene CTSC, whose product is annotated as cathepsin C. The transcript is spliced from 7 exons. Gene Ontology annotation, molecular function: cysteine-type endopeptidase activity. NCBI's taxonomy places the organism in Eukaryota, Metazoa, Chordata, Aves, Passeriformes, Maluridae. Gene Ontology annotation, cellular component: lysosome. The record is from RefSeq and is a predicted model, not a curated record. Bases 40 to 1425 code for a protein of 461 amino acids.